This is a messenger RNA of Mytilus californianus (California mussel), 9500 nucleotides long. Its product is annotated as alpha-mannosidase 2-like. NCBI's taxonomy places the organism in Eukaryota, Metazoa, Mollusca, Bivalvia, Mytilida, Mytilidae. The record is from RefSeq and is a predicted model, not a curated record. Gene Ontology annotation, molecular function: carbohydrate binding; alpha-mannosidase activity. The coding region runs from base 506 to 3769 and encodes 1087 amino acids. Gene Ontology annotation, cellular component: Golgi membrane. The transcript is spliced from 2 exons. Gene Ontology annotation, biological process: protein deglycosylation; mannose metabolic process; N-glycan processing.
UCUUAAUGCGUAAGGUUGGAAUUCAUAUCUGUCAAAACUGUAAAUUUGUAAAAAUAAACAGACAGUUGACUCCAAUCCUUCAAAGAGUCGUAAAACUCACAUUAUAUUUAUAAAGUUUAACUUGCUAAUGUGUUUGGAGAUGAUAGAUUUGAAGAUGGAGCAUUUUUCUUUUGAGAAAUGUUUAUCAUUAUCUGGCAGUCACUAAUUUGUCAGAUAAAUGACCAUCUUCCAUGAGAAAAGGGGGGCCCUGGCAAGGGGGCUUAUCUCUACCAAAAAAUAUCAUAUUUAUAAGAUUUUGGUAUAUUUAAUGCAUUUUCUUCAUUGGUUGCUUAUCAGCUAGCAUGAUAGGUAAAUAAGAUUUGUCAGAAUAUGAUAUGUAAAGCAGAAACUAUAUUUUUGAGUGUAUGGACAAUUAUCUCCUCAGUAUGAUAGCAGAUCUCUAUAGAAUAGGCAUGGUAUAGCUCAGCAGUAUGUUAUAGUGUUAGGAUAUUACACACUCACAAAAAUGAAGCUUGAUGGCUGGUUGGAGAAGCCGUUGUUUCAACAAGAUGGCAGCAUGAAAUUUCAGCAGCGUCUUGUAUGUAUUGCAGCUACAAGUCUAAUUGUUGUCGUUUACCUGAUAUUCCUUGUAAAUGUUCACCUUGUAAAUCUCCAAGAUUCAGAACAUAUAAAAGUCAGUCUCCGUGAAUCUCCUCUUCAUCUAACUCAUUAUGAUUGGCAAGAACCAGACCAACAGAAGUGCCGUGUGCUGGACAACCUCGAGUCAUUUUCCAACUUGACAUCGCUGUAUCUCCGUGACAAAGCUAGAUAUGAUACACUUAGCAAUGGUCAGUAUGAACUGCCUACCAAAUCUUUUGAUCCUGACGACAUUCCAGAAAAAUUAAAUGUCAUUUUGAUUCCACAUUCUCACAACGAUGCUGGUUGGUUGCGGACUUUGGAAGAAUACUAUAUUUACACGACAAAGAAAAUUCUAAAUAAUAUGGUGAUCAAAUUAAAACAAUAUCCAAAUAUGACUUUUGUAUGGGCUGAAUCAGUGUUUCUCAGCAUGUGGUGGAAUGAACUAGAAGACGAUACGAAAGUUCAUGUUCGGAAUUUAGUGAAGCGUGGACAGUUAGAGAUUGUGUUAGGAGGCUGGGUAAUGCCAGACGAGGCCUCAACCCAUUAUGUUUCAGUGAUCGAUCAACUUAUGGAAGGACAUUUAUGGCUUCAUGAAAACUUACAUGUAAAACCUCACAACAGCUGGUCAAUAGAUCCAUUUGGACAUUCUGGGACAAUACCAUAUAUACUUAAAAAAUCAGGCAUAGAUAAUAUGGUCAUACAAAGGAUUCAUCAGGCAACGAAAGGUGCCCUUGCAUCAGUUAAAAGUUUGGAGUAUAACUGGCACCAACCAUGGGAUAUGACUGGCAAAAAUGAUAUUUUAUGCCAUGUGAUGCCGUACAUGUUAUAUAGUUUUCAAUAUACAUGUGGACCUGAUCCGUAUGUUUGUUUUCAAUUUGAUUUCUGUCAUUCUGAUAAUCCUGAGAAAAAGUCCUAUGCCAAAAGGAAAAUAACAGGUGCCAAUAUUGAUAAAAUGGCCAAUUUCUUAUACCAGCAAUUCCGUAAGAAAUCCAGCUUGUAUGCAUAUAAUACAAUUCUUGUGCCAAUAGGGGAUGAUUUUAGAUAUGAUUCUUUGCACGAAUGGGAUGAACAGUACAAUAACUACCAACGAUUGAUGAGGUAUUUAAAUUCUAGAAAAGACUGGAACAUCAAUGUACAGUUUGGAACAGUUGCUGAUUAUUUUUCACUUCUCAAAAGAGAAGGUAAGAAAAAGAGUUUUCCAACGUUAGCAGGAGAUUUUUUUCCUUACUCUGAUCAAAAUUAUCUUUAUUGGACAGGAUAUUACAGUACAAGGCCAUUUGAUAAGCGCUUCUCACGUGAAGUUGAAUCAAAUUUGAGAACUGCCGAUAUUCUCAAUACUCUUGCAUUUGGCUACUGCAACAAAUGGAAUGUGAAGUUUGCACACUCUCAUGACACUGCUUCACUUUUACAGCAAGCCAGACGACACUUGGGACUAUUUUUACAUCAUGAUGCAAUAACUGGAACAUCAAAAGAUUAUGUUAUGGAAAAUUAUGAAAGCAAACUUUUAGAAGCUUAUAAUGACACCCAAAAAGUUAUGAGUAUGGCUCUGCAGACUUUAUUGACAAAAGGACAAUUUACAUCUCCAUUAAUUCUAUCACCAGAUCUCGUUAGACAAAAGUUUAAUGUCAGAACAAGUCAACGGACCAUCUCAAUUUCCGAUUCAGGAACCACCAUAGUUGUGUUCAAUCCACUACCUAAAAAUAGAAAUAUGUUAAUUUCUUUGAUAGUUAACACUGAUAAUUUACAAGUUUUGGAUAGAAAUAUGAAAGUUAUGUCAUAUCAACUAAAUCCAGUAUGGAUUUCUAAAGUUUCUGUUUCUACAUCAAAGUUUGAAAUUACAUUUUUGGUAGAGUUACCUCCUCUUGGAAUACACACAUUUUUAUUGAGAAAAGGUGCAUGUAAGGAAAUGUAUCCUUCUUUACUGAGUGUUUACAAUUCAAUGGAGUUAGAUGUUGCACCAAAUUUAAAGUUUGCUCAGAAUCGUCCCGUAUUCCAACCAAAACAAAGUCAGAAAUUACGAAUAGAAAAUGACUUUGUUUUGGGAGAAUUUGACCCUGUUACAGGACUUUUACAGAAAGUGCUAGAUAAAAGGACAGGAAAUGUCACAAAUAUUCAAAUACAAUUUAUGUAUUACAUAUCAAGAGGUAGUGGUGCAUAUAUAUUUUUUCCGAAAGGGGAGGCAAAUCCGUUACCUAAUGUCUGGGGUCAACCUGUUGUACGAGUAACAGAAGGGCCCCUUAUGUCAAAAAUAGAGGUUUUACAUCCAAUAGUUCAUCAUACAGUUAUUCUUUACAAAGUGCCAACAGAACAAGGCCAAAACUUUCACAUACAGAAUGUUGUAGAUAUGCAUGCAUCUAAAACGAAAGACUGGGAAAUUAUAAUGAGAAUGCAUACAGAUGUUAUGAACGCAAAUCUUCAGUAUUAUAGUGAUCAGAAUGGGUACCAGUUGAUAAAACGCAGAACUAAAUCCGAAAUUGGGAUAGCAGCUAAUUAUUUCCCUAUGACUACUAUGAGUAUUAUCGAAGAUUCUUCCAAACGUGUAACUGUCCACACAGGACAAGCUCAUGGCGUGGCAAGUUUACAUCAAGGAGAAAUAGAAAUCAUGUUAGAUAGACAGUUAAUGUACGAUGAUAAUAAAGGACUCGGACAGGGGGUCACAGACAACAAACCAACACUCAGCGAAUUCAUUUUACAGAUAGAAUAUAGAGACAACACAGAACCGGAACCAAUGACAACAUCUUCAUCAUUGUCAGCCUUGAUAAUUAAUGAAGCACUUCAGCAACCACCUGCAGUGUUCUACACAACAAUUAACUCUGAGGUCAUUAGACCGAGCUUUGAUAUAGCAAGUCAAUCUUUACCCUGUGAUAUUUCAUUGGUCAGUUUGAAAAACUUGGUGAACUCUGACCUUGAUUAUGAUGGAACCAGCUUAAUUUUACAUCGUAGAGGAUAUAAAUGUGGAUUUAAUGCAAAUUAUCUUCAGUGUCCUUUAAAUAAGGAUGUAACUUUGUCUUCCAUUUUACCAGACUUGACAAUAAGUGGUGCAAGAGAGACAACUCUUACACAUCUGUACAACAGAAGUAAAGCACUGGUAAUAAAAGAUCCUUUGAACAUUCCUGUUAUGGAACUAGCAACCUACAAAAUCAUUCUGUGAUCGUUUGUUAGAUUUUAUUUAUGUUCUAUUUCAUGUCCAAAUAUUUUCUAAUAUUUCAAACACCUGGGAAAAGACAGGCUAUCAAAGUUAAAACCUCUGUUUCAUGUCCAAGUAUUUUCUAAUAUUUCAAACACCUGCGAAAAGAUAGGCUUGAAAAGUUAAACCUCUGUUUUGAAGCUUAUCAGAAAUCUUUGAAUCUGUAUUCUCUUUUGGAUUUACAGCUUCCAUCUGGUCUACAAUGAUAUGUCUGAUCAUGUAUUCUGAUAUAAUUGAAUAUCACAUCUUUAUUAUUUUAUCAUGUGGAACUUUUCUACACUUAUUGCAAAAGUGUGUUAUAAAUUAGGGGAAUUAUGUUGGAUAUCUUUUUGUAGGUGAUAAUUUAUGUGAUAAAAAAGGGACAUAUCAAAUGUGAAAAUUCAGACAAAACAAACUUUUUUGCAAUCAUGUAAAAAUGAAUACAGAUUUCUCUACAUCAUAGAGAAAGGGCUUAUAUAAGGACAAUUUCAGUAUAUUAUACGAGUCCAUUGGAAAAUUGUGGGAACACUUGAUUUGUGGUGUGUAUUUUAUUAUUGGUAAUGACAAAUUAUGGUGCUUCCAUUUGUUAAUUCCUAAGUCAUUUCACAGCCUGUGUGUAGAUCUGGUAAAUUUUAUAAAAAAAAUUAUCCAAAAGGGAGUUGGUUAAAUUUCCUUUAUUGUUUUACAUUUGAUGAAAGUAAUGCAGGCAAGACAAAGCAAUACUGCAAGUUCAUGUUGUAAACAAUUGCUUACUUAUAGGUCUUAUAUUAAAGUUUUGAUACAUGGUGAAUAAAUACAGUAAAUCCAAAUAGAUUUAUUUUAAAUUGGACAGAGGCUUCUUUUUGACCAAAGGGUAAUGUCCAAUAAUAAAAUUCAGUAAAGAUUGAAAUGGAUUAAGGCCAAUGGCCAAAAUACCAUUGUUUCUGAUUAAUUACACAGUUAAGUAUACAGCCCCAUGUUAAUCACAGAAGUGGUCACAGCUGUUAUAUUAUUUUUUUCUGUUAAAAAUACAUCAGAAGCUGAACUUUUAAAAAAAUGUAUUGCCUCUCUCCUGAAGACAAUUAUUCCUACCACAAGCAGCUGUCAAAGUAUUAUUUACAAGACUGAUUUUUUAUAUAUAUAUAUAUAUAUAUAUAUAUAUAUCACUCUCUAUUGAAAAUCUAAUUUUUGGAUAGAAACUGAUGAUUCAAAUCGUACAUGAUAUGAUUCAAUUCCAAGGAGCAUUGUAGUUACACUGAAAUAAACACUUAAUAAAUAUAGUUGUGAUGAAAGAUAUCUGUCAGAAAGCCAUGUUGAAUCAUAUAAUAAAAAGACUCUCUAGGUAAUUGUUCAAGUGAACAGUUACAGCCAUUAUCUGAUUUAUAUCAAACUAUAAAAAGAUAUAGCUAUCAAUUUAAUCAAUAUCAAGUGGAGAUGAUUCAGUAUUUAAUCAGAAUUCAUCCAAUAUGGGAAAAGAGGGAUAACUCAGAUUUAUUCUUGGAUUAAAGUAUUUGCAGAAUAAAUGUUUCUUUCACUUAUUUGAUAUUUUAUGUAGAAAUGAUCUUUCUUUCAACAAAGUUCAUUAUUUUUAGCUGACAAUUUUAUAGAUGAGAGAACGAAAAUAGUUAUAUAAUUUUUUUUUAGCUUUUGUAUGUGCAAUAAAAGGUGCUAUAAACAUAAGCUGUGAAAUGAACGAGAACAUUCCAUGUAUUGAUAUGUGUAUAUGUUAUUGAGAGAUGUAUUAUAUUAUAUUAUUUCAUUUUUAUGUGAGUUAUUUCCCUUUGUUGUCAUUGCAUCAUAAUUAUUUUUUUAUAUUUUUUUUCUGUCUUUUAUGAAUGAUUAUUUGAUUUCGAUAUAUUCAUUAAUUUAAGUAGAAAUAGAUUUUAAUCAUCAGUAAAGAUUCUCAUUAGAGAUAUUGUUUCCAUUUCGAUGGAAAAAAUAUGCUGUUUAUUCAAUAAAUGAGAGUUUUUUAGGGUACUUUGAAACUGGCGAAUUUGUCGUUGACAAUUAUUUUUAAACUAAAAGAAGGUUUGCGAAGAAAAGAAAUCUUCUGUAACACUAAAUAAUUAGCAAAAAAAUUGUGUUUGUUUGAUAGUAAGGGGCCAUGUUUCGAAGCACCCACUUGAAGUUUUUCAAAUUUAUAAAAAAAAAUAUUUCCAUAUUUUCAAAAAUGGUAGCUCAUAACUUAAAUGCACCAUACCUGAUGACAGCAAAUAAAGGUCAAUUAUUAAAUGCAAAUAUUCUACAAGAUUAUGGUUUUUGCUGUUAAAUUGCUUUUUAGAAAAGAGCCAGUGGAAAAUAUGGUAAUUAUCUCCCUUGUGAUCAUGUUGAUCAAGAAUUAUGAUUUAUUUGAGAGUUGUUGUCUCCCUUUGCUCUGGAAGAGAAAAUAGAUUCUACUGUGUGGUGUUAAAUGGAGAUUACUUAUGAUAUUUUUUUUCAUUUAUUAUAUUUGAUUUAUAAUUUUGACAAAGGUCAAAAAGUAUUGAAUACACAGAUGUUAACCUUUUAAUAAACUGUAACAAUGUAACCAGCCGUAUCUGGCUGUAUACAUUUUCAGUCAAUCCGAACAUUUGCAUACCAAUGUGGAUUCCAUACUAUGUUGAAUUAUAUAACUUUCAACACUUUAUCACACAGCUAGGACUGCUUAUUAUAAUUGUAAUCUUGUCUGUCCCAAAUUUCCCUGGGGUUGUCAGAGGUACAAGAUGUCUAAUUUCAUAACCGUUUCAAGAAAGAAACUCGAAUUUAGUUAAGUUUAUAAAAUUUAUAUUCUUGUAUAUUCAAAUCAGUACCAACCAUGCCAAACUAGUAUUUUAUAAGGAUGACCAAAAAAACUGUUUUUUUUUCAAAUUACAUGUUUACAAAUUGUAUUUCACAUGUUUUCAUGUUAAAAGGCUGUUAACAGCAAUCUUUUGUGUAAAAGGUGGUAAAGGUUUCUUUUAAUUUUGAGGGCACACCCCUGCUAUGUUCUACUUUCAUACAAUGACAUAUAUUAUGUAUAGUUUACGGUAUACUAAGGAUUUUUUUUAUAUAUAUAUUGAAUAGCUUUACCAUUGUGUCUACGCAAAAUGAUUUUAUAGUAUUUUUAAGCCAUUACUAACAUUACAUGAACACAUGUCUCAUUGGUUUCUUUAACUGGUUGAUUGUAAUCAUUAACAAUGUACAUUUCCAUUGCGUUUUAUCGUAUACAAUUACACGUUUUAUAGGAAAAAAUCAAACAGAACGCAAAAAGCAGGUUAUUUAUGGAUUGAAAAAUGAUAAAUAAUUACACUGUUUUAAUCACAUUACAUGGAUUUAUUACUCUGAAACCAUAAUUAAUAUUUUUUAUUAAAGUAAUAAUAUUUGUCAAUGAAAUAUUUGGGGCUACAUCAUGCAAUAAUAAUUUCACAGCAUUAUCUGAUAAAUAUACAUAUUUUCCUAUGGGAAUAUAAUUUUAUAGUUUACGUAAGAACUCAUCAAGUAAGGCUAUCUAAUAUAUAUCUAGGUUUAAAUUAAUCAUAUAUUUUUAGUAGGCAUAAAUGGUUUUAUGGUUUUACCUUUAAUUGCCAACAGCUAUAGAAGUAAAAAAUACCUGGUGACAAUAAACAGAAUGUGACACAGUAGGGUUUCAGUUAGAGGUAUUGGCUUGAAGCAAAAUAUUUUUUUUGUGAUGACAUGUGUAUCAGUCCCUUUCAGAUUCUUUGUUGUCUCCAGCAGUUUACAUUUCUUUUUUGGAUUUCCUCUAGUAUAUUAUCCUGUUAAAUUACACUUUUUAUAGGCCAAAUUUAAUGAUUAAUCGAUGUGAAGUGUAAUAAAGUUGCACAAUUUUUUUCCACAGAAAAGGAAUUUAUACUUUUGGAAUCACAGUUGUAAUGUACAGAUCACAUGAAUAAUCUCUAAUUUUCAGAUCAUAUAUGAAUAAUCUCUAAUUUUCAAAUCAUAUAUUAAAAAUCUCUAAUUUUCAAAUCAUAUAAAAUAAUCUCUAUUUUUCAAAUCAUAUAAAAUAAUCUCUAUUUUUCAAAUGAUAAUCUCUAAUUUUCAAAUAAAUAAUCUCUGAUUUUCAAAUCAUAUAUAAAUAAUCUCUAUUUUUCAAAUGAAUAAUCUCUAAUUUUCAAAUCAAUUAAAUAAACUGCAAAAUGUCAGUGAACAAAAUGUGGGGUACCUGAUAAUUAAGGUUCCAUCUCAUGCAUAUACAUUUUACCCAUGGGAAUUCAAGUAUAUAAUUCAUGUAGACAAAUCAUCAAGUGAGACUAUCUAUAUAUCUGGGCUUUAAAUAAAUAAUAUAUUUUUAAGGUGGACAUAAAAUGGUUUCAUGCUUUUUUAUCCUUCAUGGUCAACAAAUAUCUCUAUGGACACUGUGAUAAGAAAUAUACAGCAUGUAACAUCAUAGCGGUUGCUUUUCACAGAUCAGAUUUAAAAAGUUUUUAUCAUGACAUAGUAAUAUACUGAGAGUUAUCAUGUUGAUUUCAGAUCUUCAAAUUUUCCCUUUUGAAUGUAUUCAAACUUGUCAGAGUUGUCUGGACUUUGAGAAAUUUAGACCUUAAAAUAUUGUAUACCAGUCCUAUAAACACUUCUUUAUUGUUUAUUGUUGAAGAUUUGUGUUGACCUGAAGAUGAAUUGGGAUUUAUUUGUAUAGCAGGGUUAUAUCUGUUUUAUUUAAGGUACAUGUGUAUGUAUUGAACUUCAUGGUGUUUGGUCUUAGGAAGUAGACAGGGGUCUCACUGUCAAUCAACCACAUUUUAUAUUCUGGAUUAUAAAUAAUGAUUUACUGUAAAAUGGUUUUUUUUUCCAUUGUAUACAGUAAAAUCUACAAGUAAAUUUUAGACAUCAAAUGAUCUUUUACAGUUACACAUAAUAUACAGCCUGAUCGCACCUCAGCUUUUUCAUUGCAAAACAAUAAUUUCUUUGAUUCAUGAGUCCACAAUCUUUACAAACAUAACAGAUAAUUUUUGUUGUUAACAUUGUAGUUUUGUCUAGACAUCAAAUGUGAUUCUUGUAUUUUCAUCAAUUUGGAAACUAGAAUGAAAAUGUCUUUUUAAUGAUCUUCAUAUUAAUUUUAAUUUUCCUUGAAGUUGAGACGCAAUAGUGUUAACACAUUUUCAUGUGUCCACACUUUAUCUACAAGCACCCAAAAAUUCAAAUUUCCUUAAUGAUUUCAGAUUGUUUAUAAAAAAUUGACCUGAUAUUUUCUUCUGCUAAUUAGUGCUGUGAAAGGAUAGUCUGUUUUUAAUCAACAAGCAUAAAUACUGUAAUUAGGUAUUUAAUCAACAAUAAAUGAGGGUCUAGAUGUGGAUCCUUUAUUUCUUUAUUCUUUAUAUUUGAUAUCAUUUUCCCUCUAUUCUUUAUUUAUUUUGCCCGUUAUUUUCUAUUUUAGCUCCCCAUUAUUCUCCAUUCUAUAUUUUUUGGGGUCAUUUAUUCUUCAGAUUUUGCCUAUGAUUCUCUAUCCUGUAAACCCCAUUCAAACCCUCAUAACUUAUAGAUGACUCUCCAUCAACCGAGAUUGUUUACUUCCAAUACUAAGGCCAUCAAUGAGUUCAUCAUAUAUUGAUGACUAUAAUUGAUAUACCUUCAAAGGUUAUUAUUUUGUAACACUCUGUAGGUGACACUUAAAUUUGUUGUCAGGUUGUUAUGGCAACCAAAUCAUUAGUACUAUUACUUUGGGAUUUUGUGUAAAUAUUUAUUAUGUUUUUCAUUGUGCAGUGUUUAUAGCUUCAGGGGUGAAAAUGGUUCUAUAUUUAUAAUAAACUUAAGUAUCAUUAUA